ACACAACAGCCCAAGCGAAGUCCUACAGUAAUAAGGAGGAGGUUGCCCAUCGACCUCGAGUCCUUACAAGAAGGAGGCUACCAAUCUAGCGACUACUAGUGACCAUGAUGUUGAGUAGCGACCACGGCUUGAGCGACGAAGAGAAGGAAGCCUUUGGGGAGAUUGCUGAGAUUGUGUAUGAUCAAGAUGAAACGAGUACAUUGGACGAGGAGGAAGAAGAGGAGAUUCUGCGUCUCUGCCAAGAAUUUCCAAACCUGACCACAAGGCUCUUCUACACAUCCCAAGGUAUCCGAUUGAAUCCUCUGGAGUUUCUCAUUUGUUUCCGAGCUAGUCUGAAAGCCAUUCAAGAUUUCUGUGACUCUCAUCCCUCAUCCAUCGAAACUUCCAACAGUUUGCGGCUCUUGCCACUCCAUUGGGCGUGCAAGACUAAACGCACACAACCUGGCGUCAUCCAGUUUCUGACACACAGGCUGCCGAUGGCUGCCUCCAGGAGGACGUUGGAUGGUCUCUAUCCAAUUGAUCUACUGUUCAAGCGCGAGCAUACUCUGGAAGAAGUGAAAGCUGUUGUGCAAGCAGAUUCUCCCGCAGGCAGCCUGAGCAAACAAGAGCACCAACUGCUACAAGGCUUUGCCUCUCGCCAUGGCAAUGUCCAAGUGAUCGAGUACAUUGUGGAACAGUGCCCUCUUGUCAGGCAAAAACACGAGACAGUCCGUGAUAUCUCAUUGCCACAAUUUACGGCUUUGGCCAAGCUGCUGCCGCAACUGACCAAAUUCAGCCUCCACAUUUUCUCUCGGGAACUACCCACUAGUAACGACUUGAUUGGCUGGAAUCAUGUCAUGGAAAAACUGGGGAAUUGUAAUUCCUUGGAUAGUCUCAACAUUACUUUGAAAUUUCCAGAGGGAUUUCCAUCCACUGGGCUGGAUGCUCUCGGCAAUGCCCUUGCCUCGAUUGAAAACCUCAAAAGUUUGACUCUGGAUGGAGGCGAGAGGGGACAUUGGAAUCGUACGAUAUUAACCCAGGCCAACCUGACGGCGGCGCUGGUAACCCUCCUCAGUCGCAAUUCUCUGCAAACUAUACGGGUUCCCAACACAAUCUCUGUCGAUCACAACGAAAUCUUUGAUGCCUUGAAACGCAACAUCAGCCUUGAAUCCUUUGAUAUUGUUUCCUGUGUCAACAAUGACGACAAGCGAAAGGCGUUGGCGCAAGUUCUCCAAGUCAAUACGACAUUGCGUUUUGUAGAGCUUCGAUCCACUGGAGGGGAGGCCGUGACGUACGACAAGAUUCGGUACCUGCUGCAGCUCAACAUGUCAGGGAGAGCCAAGGCCCGCACGUGCACCACAUCUCGCGAGGAAUUUGUCGAUCUACUGGCGACAGAAGUGGAAUCCUGGGAGAUCUCGUCAACUUCCACAUCAAUGCAGACGAGUCUCAUGCUGGAUCUAUUGAGAGAGUGCCCCAGUAUUUGGUGUAGGAGACCGCAACAUCGUUGAUAGGCUCUCGCUUCCAAAGAGUAUAGCUUUGGGCGAGGCAAAAAGCACAGGCUUAUGCUACAAAGACCAAGAUUUCUUAUGCGUGAUGAUAUCUUACGACAUGCAGCAUUGCUCUACCAAGAGCCUGAACAUGCUGUCUUCCGGAGUGAAGAUUCAAAGGGAAACUACUGACCUGAAUGCUGCGCAGUCGGUCCCGUGACAAGAGAGAUUGGAUCGACACCGUCAAGCCAGAAAAGGACGCCUUCUUCCAACGGCUGCCUUCAAGGUAAAAGGGCCUCUAGAUACAAAAUCAAUGAUAUUACCGGUUACAAGCCUUGUGUGGCCUCCAUCGUCUGGUUCUAGACAUGUUGAGAGCUACCCUUACGUUGAGUGUUCGAACGGUGAUGCUUGAUCCGCAAAAGGCAUGCAUUGCCAAUCUCUAUCCUUUGAAGUCAAGCGAGCUGUGGCAGAUCUUCAGGUCGAGGACAGUAACGGUGGACACGAACGUUAAAAGGGUGGACGUGUGGAUUUCUCGCAGGGACAUACCGGUAGCAUAUUUAGAAUCGAAUCUUCAAUCAAGUUGACGGCUUCGGUGAUAUUCUGUCCACCACAGCUGCAUAUUGUACUUGAACAAUGCGGGCUUGGUGAGUCGAGUGGCGAGUCGUUUGAAAAAACGGUUUUCUUUUCUUCGUGAAUACCAAAAAAAGACAAGUCAAAGUCAGGCUCAUCAACCCAAUGCAUCCUCCCGAUCACAUCCAUUUGGCGUGCCUUCCCACUAGCAGCUUCAGGCAGCAGCCAACAACGAAGGGUGAUUGCGUCCGGUUGCGUGCUUCAGCUACUACAUUGUAGAAUGCCAGCAAGGCAACGGCGCAAGCGGCUUCGGUAUCCUCAGCUCUUUCCCCCUUCUCCAGCACCAUGAAGCCACACCUCGUCAAUGCAUUAGAUGUUCGUCAAACCGAGUCAUGAAGUCGCUCGAGAGAACUAUUAAUAGCUAGCUAGCUAGCAUAAAGAAAGAUUGAACUAUGCAGAUUAAAUUCUUACCACCUAUUUGGGCA
Molecule: messenger RNA, 2521 nt
Organism: Seminavis robusta
Lineage: Eukaryota; Bacillariophyta; Bacillariophyceae; Naviculales; Naviculaceae
Source: the annotation of a GenBank genome assembly